AUGGCUCUCAAACCUACCCUUUCUGUUGCAAAUGACAAACCUUAUUCUCAGCCUUCUCUGUAUAGAAGCCUAGUUGGUGCUCUUCAAUAUUUAACCAUCACCAGGCUUGACAUUACCUUGGCUGUCAACCAGGCUUGUCAACAUAUGCAUGCCCCUACAUUUGGUAAUUUUUCUUUCCUUAAAAGGCUUCUCCGCUAUGUUAAAAGCACCCUUACUCAUGGGCUUCAGUUUAGCUCAGGUCCAUUUGUUCACCAUGCCUAUUCAGACUCCAACUGGACAGGCGAUUAUGUGGAUAGGAGGUCUACCUCAAGGUUUUGUGUUUAUCUUGGGCCUAAUCUAAUCUCUUGGUCUGCUAAGAAACAUGCUACUGUCUCUCGAUCCUCCACUGAGGCAGAAUACAGAUCCUUGGCUUAUACUACUGCUGAACUAUGUUGGAUUCAAUAG
Camellia sinensis is the source of this 444-nucleotide messenger RNA. NCBI's taxonomy places the organism in Eukaryota, Viridiplantae, Streptophyta, Magnoliopsida, Ericales, Theaceae. The record is from RefSeq and is a predicted model, not a curated record.